UUCCGCAGAACCGUAUGAUGGCACUACUAAGAUUUAAGGGAGAUAACCAGCUUUGGUUUGUUCCAUUUCUUUCAGUCUCUUCGUGAACACCGUCCUCGUCAGAGCUUUAGCGAACAAAAUGUCACAACAAAAAGCAGACAUUGCUUUGAUUGGCCUAGCCGUGAUGGGUCAAAACCUUAUUCUUAACAUGAAUGAUAAUGGAUAUGUGGUGUGUGCUUUUAACAGAACUGUAUCAAAGGUUACUCAUUUUUUGGAAAAUGAAGCAAAAGGUACUAAAGUCAUUGGUGCAACUUCACUUGAAGAUAUGGUGUCCAAAUUGAAGAAACCUCGCCGAGUUAUGAUGUUGGUGAAAGCAGGCCAAGCAGUUGAUGAUUUUAUUGAUAAAUUAGUGCCCCUGCUUGAGAAAGGUGAUAUCAUUAUAGAUGGUGGAAACUCAGAGUAUCAGGACACAACUCGUCGUUGCAAAAGUUUGGAAGCUCAAGGUCUCUUGUACAUAGGAACUGGUGUUAGUGGCGGUGAAGAAGGUGCACGUCAUGGUCCCUCUAUAAUGCCUGGAGGAUCUCCUGCAGCUUGGCCACAUGUGAAGGAUAUUUUUCAAUCUAUAUCUGCCAAAGCUAACAAUGAACCUUGCUGUAACUGGGUUGGAGAAGAGGGUGCAGGCCAUUUUGUAAAGAUGGUACAUAAUGGUAUAGAAUAUGGAGAUAUGCAACUAAUUUGUGAAGCAUACCAUUUGCUGAAGGAUGUACUAGAAUUGUCUCCAGCAGAAAUGGCACAGGUUUUUGAUGACUGGAAUAAAGAAGAACUGAAUUCCUAUUUGAUUGAGAUCACUCGAGACAUUUUAAAGUACAAGGAAAAUGGUGAAUUUUUACUUGGAAACAUCAGUGAUGCUGCUGGUCAGAAAGGAACAGGAAAAUGGACUGCAAUAUCUGCUCUGCAAUAUGGAACUCCAGUUUCUUUGAUUGGAGAGGCUGUUUUUGCUCGGUGUCUUUCUGCAUUGCAAUCUGAGAGAGUGGAAGCUAGCAAGUUGCUAAGUGGUCCUAAAGCAUCAAAGUUUACAGGUGAUAAAAAGAAGUUUAUUACUGAUAUAAAACUGGCAUUAUAUGCAUCCAAAAUUGUAUCAUAUGCUCAAGGAUUCAUGCUAAUGCGGGAAGCUGCCAAGAGUCUUGGUUGGAAUCUAAAUUAUGGAUCGAUUGCACUUAUGUGGAGAGGUGGCUGCAUUAUUCGUAGUGUUUUCCUUGGAAAUAUUAAAGAUGCUUUUGAUAAAAACCCAAAACUUAAAAGUUUACUGUUAGAUGAUUUCUUCAAAUCAGCUAUUUCCAAAUGUCAGGAUUCUUGGCGUCACGUAAUCAGUGUAGCUGUUACAUCUGGAAUUCCAACACCAGCUUUCAGCUCAGCGUUAGCCUUUUAUGAUGGCUACAGGACUUCACAUCUGCCUGCAAAUUUACUUCAGGCUCAGCGUGACUACUUUGGUGCUCACACAUAUGAACUACGUAACAAUCUUGGACAUUUUGUUCAUACAAAUUGGACAGGAUCUGGUGGGCAAGUAUCUUCAACUACGUAUCAAGCUUAAUGCUUGGGAUUGUUAUAUUUUCAUUAUAAUAAACAAACAUCUUCAAAGUGAACUUAACUUUGUUAUACCAAUAUUAAAUGCAAUUUAGAAAUAAAGGUUUCAGUUUCUUGCUUUGCUCAUUAGCUAUUAGAAAUACAUGUUUAACAAUAUAUAUAUUUAUACAUUAAAAAUAAAACAUUAUUAUUUUUGAAAAAUAGAUACUUUUUUUUAAUAUACUUUAAACUGAACUUCAGAGGAACUUGGUUUUAAAUUUAUUUUUUAUCAAGCUCGUCAUAUUUGUCAAAAGAUCUUUUUAAAUAGCUUAAACCAUGACUUCAAUUAGUUUGAACAUAUCAUCCGAAUUGAAAUGGGAGGGUAACUUUCUAGGUGCAAUCCCAUGGUCUGCGUCGUGACCAAAGGGGGUCUCAGUAGUAUUAUUAUCAUUUAAUGAUUAAUUUGUUGCUAUAACAUAAUAAAGCUAAACAAUCAACAAAUAAGUUUUACUUUCUUGCUAUGAAUGAUAUUAACUAAAGUGUGUAGAAAGUGCAAUAUUGAAUAAGUAAGUAAAGGCUUUGGCUGCAGAAGAUCUGAAACAUUGAGUUCAGUCAAUUAGGUAUGUAGAGUAAACUUACAAGAAAUGGUGAAUUAAGAAAAUAUGCUGGCAUCAAAGGCAUGUUUUAUAUCAAAGUUAAUUGUUGCUUCCUGCUUGUAGGCUCAAUAGGCCUGGUAUGUAAACAACUGAGAGUACAAGCCUCUCCACAGAAAUGAUACAACUUUGUCAUACAUUUAGCCUUCCCUGCCACUCCAGUUGUCACUAGGACAUUUUCAACUGAGUGAGCAGAAGCAACAUGAAAUUAAGUGUUUUGCUCAAGUACAUAACACACCCCUUAGUCCAGGAGUCAAACCAAUGAUCUCCAAACCACUAGGAGCUGGGACAAUACAGAUAUAGAUAUGUAACAA
Molecule: messenger RNA, 2509 nt
Organism: Octopus sinensis (East Asian common octopus)
Lineage: Eukaryota; Metazoa; Mollusca; Cephalopoda; Octopoda; Octopodidae
Product: 6-phosphogluconate dehydrogenase, decarboxylating
Exons: 14
Coding region: 119-1570 (483 amino acids)
Biological process (GO): pentose-phosphate shunt, oxidative branch; pentose-phosphate shunt
Cellular component (GO): cytosol
Molecular function (GO): phosphogluconate dehydrogenase (decarboxylating) activity; NADP binding
Source: RefSeq, a predicted model, not a curated record